Molecule: messenger RNA, 1272 nt
Organism: Penicillium maclennaniae
Lineage: Eukaryota; Fungi; Ascomycota; Eurotiomycetes; Eurotiales; Aspergillaceae
Gene: ppmA
Product: type 2C protein phosphatase PTC7
Exons: 1
Coding region: 1-1272 (423 amino acids)
Source: RefSeq, a predicted model, not a curated record
AUGCUCCCGCCAAGUCUUUCCUGUAGAGCCUGCAGUACCACCUGCAGCCUACAAGCCACCUUCUUUCCCCGACUCCGGCCCUCCGUCGCGCCUUCCCACGCCUUGCACGCCAGGGCUUUCCACGCAGCCCCUGCGCGCCUUUCGAGAUCUUCACCAGCCUCCCGUAUUUCCUAUCGCGUUGCCGUCUCGUCCUCAGGCAAAGGUCGCCGCUUCCACCCCCUCAAGAAUGCAUAUAACUUCGACCCCAGCACGUCUAACGUGAUUGGCGUUACGAGGGACAAGAACCCAAAUGCUCGCCGCCUUGGACGGCCGGAUAGUGGCGAGGACGCUUUCUUUGUGAGUCAGAUCGGCUCGGAGUCGAACGCAGUCGCCUUCGCGGUAGCAGACGGCGUCGGAGGAUGGACUGAGUCCCGCGUUGAUCCGGCGGACUUCUCGCACGGUUUAUGUGGUUACAUGGCAGAGACCGCGUUAGCCUGGGACAAGUCCGCCAAGAAGCUGAGGCCUAAGCAGCUGUUACAGACAGGCUACGACAAGAUCGUUGCGGACCCGACUGUCAAGGCCGGAGGCAGCACAGCCUCUGUUGGUGUGGCAUUGCCAGAUGGACACGUUGAGCUGGCUAAUUUGGGCGAUUCGGGCUCUGUCUUGCUUCGUCGUGCGGCUGUUCACCACUAUUCGAUCCCGCAGACACAUGACUUCAACACGCCAUACCAGCUCAGCAUUAUUCCUCCCCGAAUGCGUGCUCAGGCCUCUACAUUUGGUGGAGCGUAUCUUGAGGACUUUCCCCGCGACGCGUCCGUCACCAAUGUUCAAAUGCAGCACGGUGAUGUGCUGAUGCUUGCUACGGAUGGCGUCUUCGAUAACCUCAAUAAUCAGGACAUCCUCAAAUUGGUAACCAGCAGGAUGAUUCUUACGGGUGCUUGGACUGCUGCUCCCGAUGUCGCGGUAAAUGUGUCCGAUAAUUUGGCUGCAUUGACUGUGCCCGGUGGUCUUGCUGAGGUUUUCCACCCUCCCUCAUCCUCUGAAUCUAUAAGAGACGAUCACGACGACUUGUCAAAACGCUUAGAAUCCACCUUGACACUCCAAUCCCUUCUCGCAGCCUCGAUAGCCGGCGAAGCCAAAAUCGCCAGUGUCGAUUUCCGUCGUGAUGGGCCCUUUGCUAAGGAAGCUCAGCGCUACUACCCAGGCGACUAUUAUCGCGGGGGCAAGGUUGAUGACAUCUGCGCCUUGAUAAUUGUCGCAGUAGACGAAAGCCUCGUUCCUGGUUCUGAAUAG